UAACGGUAGAAGGUCAUAAGAGACGUGCUAAAAUGGAGUUGACACCGGGAAAUAUGGAGAAGUUAGUGGACCUGUUAAGAGUUCCGGAACCCGACGUGAUACAGGGCGAGGACUUGGUUUCUUCUGGCUGCGAGAUUACUUCAACGCGAGGAAAACUGCCUAAUAACGAAAAUGUAAAAAGCACCCCAAAGACCAUAGAGGAGUUUGAGGAACAAGAAGCUAAGGAGGCGGAAGAGCUAAGCCACGUGGGCGCAGGCCUAGACGGCCGCAAGGCACCCGAGUACACUAUGAAUUAUCGACAAGCUGUUAGCGCGGAGGACGUGUUUCUUCAGAUCGGUCCAAAAACGCCAGGCUCGGCUAGUUGUGAGAACCUCAUAGUCCGGAUCAAAAUGCCUGGCGAUAAAAAGGAGAACAUAGAUUUGGCGGUAGACACCAGCAGCGUGGCUGUAAACUCCUCGCAGCACUGCCUUAAGCUGCCGCUGCCACACGACAUCGACCCGGACCGGUCCAAAGCCUCCUGGGAUUCCGCUGAGGAAACUUUGGUUUUGACGUUGAUGCUGCAAAGGGAGUUUGAUUUUGUUAAUUUCUAAGUUAUAUUCGUUUUAAAUAUAUUGAAUUUGUACACUACAA
Molecule: messenger RNA, 630 nt
Organism: Cydia amplana
Lineage: Eukaryota; Metazoa; Arthropoda; Insecta; Lepidoptera; Tortricidae
Gene: Dnaaf6
Product: dynein axonemal assembly factor 6
Exons: 3
Coding region: 33-590 (185 amino acids)
Biological process (GO): axonemal dynein complex assembly
Cellular component (GO): cytoplasm
Molecular function (GO): dynein intermediate chain binding; protein-folding chaperone binding
Source: RefSeq, a predicted model, not a curated record